Molecule: messenger RNA, 999 nt
Organism: Lucilia sericata (common green bottle fly)
Lineage: Eukaryota; Metazoa; Arthropoda; Insecta; Diptera; Calliphoridae
Product: peritrophin-55-like
Exons: 2
Coding region: 212-907 (231 amino acids)
Cellular component (GO): extracellular region
Molecular function (GO): chitin binding
Source: RefSeq, a predicted model, not a curated record
AGCUACAGUGGCACAUACAUAUAUUCAUAUUUCCGAACAGAAUUUAAAGAUAUGUAUUCUGAAAAUACAACACAAGAACAUUUUGUAGACAUCGAAAAUAAAGAAAUCAAAUAAAUACCCAAUGAUUUGUAGAAAGUAAUCAGUGUUAACUAUAUCGUGUUUAGUGAACAACGUGAAUAACUAGAGAAGCAAUUGAUCCAGUAUUAUUAAUAUGAAAUCUGUAUUUGUUUGUGCCUUAGUGUUGGCAUUAGCCCAUCAUGCUUUUGCCGGUGUCUGUGACAGCGAUGUAGUCUACAAUUCAACUCUUAUAACCCCAUGCCUUGGCAAUGAUGUUAUAGUUUUAUGGCCAAAUUAUUCAGAUUUUGGAACUUAUUACAAAUGUGUGGAAUUUGGCAAACCUCAGCUAAUGAAAUGCCCAGCUAAUACAUACUUCACCUAUUACUUCCAACAAUGUACAGAUUGUGCGAACUUUAUUCCAGCUCCUUCAUGCGAAUAUUUAGCACAAACCACCGAUGUUAAAUGUGUACAGGUUCCAACACCAACCACUGCUGCUCCUGCAACUACCAAACCCACGACUCCCAAACCUACUAAACCUACGACUCCCAAACCUACAACUCCCGAAGAUACAACUCCCGAAGAUACAAAUCCCGAAGAUACAACUCCCAAACCCACAACUCCUACACCUACAACUCAAAAAUCCACAACUCCUAAACCUGCCAAGCCAACAACUCAAAGUCCAGGCCUUCCAACACCUCCAGUCUCUACCGGACCCUCAACACCAUCUGACGUACCUCUCCCACCUAUUGCACCAACACCAAACACUAGUUUCCCUACACCACCCAGUGUGCCACCAACACCACCAUCACUCGGCACACCUCCACCAAUAGCACAACCAAAAGAAAAAUAGAAAUUAUUAAUUUGCUUCAAUAUUGGAAUUAUAGUCUUCCCUUAAGAUUCAAUGAAUAAAUAAACGCAUACAAUUGCUCUAAAUAACAUAAA